AUGGAUGCGUACCUGAAGAAGAAGAUUGCCGUGGUGACACAAGAUGGCCACUUUAUUGUGGGCACGCUGCGCGGCUUUGACCAGGCAACCAACCUCAUUCUCACAGACUCUUCCGAGCGAGUAGGCAAUUGGUUGGUGAACUGGAUGUGGAGCAUGAGGACAGCAUCGAUCUCGAAUCUGUGCAAGCGGAAGCUGUACCUCCGGUCGUCUAUUGAUGGCACGCUGCGCGGCUUUGACCAGGCAACCAACCUCAUUCUCACAGACUCUUCCGAGCGAGUAGUAUCGCUGCACGAAGGGGUGGAAGUCGUGCCACUUGGCCUGUACAUCAUCAGAGGAGACAAUGUUCUGCAUUGA
Molecule: messenger RNA, 354 nt
Organism: Salpingoeca rosetta
Lineage: Eukaryota; Choanoflagellata; Craspedida; Salpingoecidae
Product: N-alpha-acetyltransferase 38
Exons: 5
Coding region: 1-354 (117 amino acids)
Biological process (GO): mRNA splicing, via spliceosome
Cellular component (GO): precatalytic spliceosome; U4/U6 x U5 tri-snRNP complex; U6 snRNP
Molecular function (GO): RNA binding
Source: RefSeq, a predicted model, not a curated record